This is a messenger RNA of Prunus armeniaca (apricot), 825 nucleotides long. The record is from the annotation of a GenBank genome assembly. NCBI's taxonomy places the organism in Eukaryota, Viridiplantae, Streptophyta, Magnoliopsida, Rosales, Rosaceae.
AUGUCACUAAAAGAAAGCUUAGAAAGAUUUAAGAAGCAGCAAGAGAAGUGCCAGACAACCCUUUCCAGCAUUGCCUCUACCAAGGCCGCGGCAGCUCCGAGACCCGCUCCUGCAGCAGCUAGGGCUCCUCCUCCAGCUGUCAAAUUUUCAAAUGAUACAGAGAGACUCCAACACAUUAAUAGCAUCCGGAAAGGCCCUGUUGGAGCUCAGAUCAAGCGUGUUAUAGACCUGCUGUUGGAGACAAGGCAAGCCUUUACGCCAGAGCAAAUUAAUGAAGCAUGUUAUGUUGAUGCGAAUGCUAACAAAGCUGUCUUUGACAGUCUGAGGAAUAACCCAAAAGUUUAUUAUGAUGGGAGGCGCUUCUCUUAUAAGUCCAAGCAUAAUGUGACGGAUAAAAACCAGCUUCGUUCUUUAAUACGGAAAUAUCCAGAGGGCAUAGCUGUCAUUGAUCUCAAGGAUGCAUACCCGAAUGUGAUGGACGAUUUGCAGGCUUUGAAAGCUGCAGGUGACAUCUGGCUGCUUUCAAACUUUGAUUCACAAGAGGACAUAGCAUAUCCAAAUGACCCCAGGUUGCCUGCGAUGAAUGUUGAUGAUGAGCUUAAGGUGCUCUUUAGGUCGAUUGAAUUACCUCGUGAUAUGAUUGACAUUGAGAAAGAACUCCAGAAGAAUGGGAUGAAGCCAGCCACGGAUACUGCAAAGAGGAGGGCCCUGGCACAGAGUCAAGGCAUUCCUAACAAAGCCAAACCCAAGAAGAAGAAGCACGAGAUCAGCAAGAGGACAAAGCUUACAAACGCCCAUCUUCCGGAGCUAUUUUCCAGACCCUAA